AUGCCCGACGGCAGCUUCGCCCCGUCCGCCGUCCUCCCCGCCGCAGCGAUCCCGCACCCAGGCCAGCUCCCCGACGCCGACGCCGACGCCGACGCCGACGCGCGGAUCCGCCGCCAGUACGAGGCCUACGCCGGCGGCCGCGAGCACGCCUACUACGGGCUCAAGCCCGCCCACUUCACCGCCCUCCUCGAGCAGGAAUUCCCCGCCCUCCGAGACGCCACCUACCUCGACCACGCCGCCUCCCCGCCCGCGCCCCCGCUCUCCCUCCUCACCGCCCUCCCCCGCGCCCUCGCCCACACCCUCCUCUCCAACCCGCACUCCCUCCACUCCCCCUCCGCAGCCUCCACCGCAUCCCGCAUCGCCGCCGCCCGCACCCGCCUCCUCGCCACCCUCUUCGCCCUCCCGCCCGCCCAACACCCCGAGUGGCUCCUCGUGUUCACCGCCGGCGCGACCGCGGGGUGCCGCCUCGUCGCAGAGGCCUUUGACUGGCGCCGCGGCGAGGACGAGCACGGGCCGGGGGACCGCGCGCAGUUCGUGUAUACGAAGGAGGCCCACACGAGCGUCGUCGGCAUCCGCGGCGUCGCCCUCCGCGAGCACGCCCCCGUCUACCCGCUCGACCUCGCCCAAACCGAAGCCUGGAUCGACGCCGCCGCCGCCGCCGCCUCCUCCUCGCCCACCCCCGCGUCCGCCGCCGCCGCCGCUGCUGCCGCGGGCCUCCCCUCCGCCCACGCCCGCACCCGCACCCUCUUCGCCUUCCCCGCCCAAUGCAACGCCACCGGCCGCCGCCUCGACGCCCACGCGCUCACCGCCGCCGUCAAGCGCGCCCACCCGCGCGCCCGCGUCCUCAUCGACGCCGCCGCCCUCCUCGCCACCGGCACCCUCGACCUCGCCGCCGUCCCCAUCCACGAGGCGCCCGAUUUCGUGGUCGCGAGCCUGUACAAGCCCUACGCCUACCCCACGGGCCUCGGCGUGCUCCUCAUCAAGCGCACCGCCGUCAGCGCACUCCGCCGCACAGGCUACUUUGGCGGCGGCACCGUCGACGCGCUCUCCGUCUCCACCCCCGCCUUCGCAAUCCCGCGCGGCACCCCGCGCGCCCACCUCCCCUCCCACCUGCCUUCUCCCGCUCUACCCCCACUCCCGCCCCCACCCCCACCCCCAUCCUCUCCCCCCUCGCCCUCCACACCAACCGCCGCCGAUCCACCCCCACGCCCACCACCACCAGCAGCAGACGACACGCUCUCAGACCCCGACGCCCUCCACGCGCGCUUCGAGCCCGGCACCCUCCCCUUCCUCGAGAUCGCAGCCCUCGGCCCCGCAAUGGACGCCCACGCCCGCCUCUUCGGCUCCCUCGCCCGCGCCGGCGUGCACGCAGCCGCACUCGCAGCCGCGUGCGCGCGCGAGAUGCGCGCGCUCAGGCACGCGAACGGGAGGCCCGUGUGCAGGGUGUACGGCGCGAUGCCGCCGCCGCCGCCGUCGUGCCCGCCUACGUCCACGUCUACGUCCGCUUCCGGCUCCUCGACACCGCGCACCGCGUCGCCAUCGUCGUCGCCGCCGCCGUCGCCGGGCACGCGCUUCGUGCACGCGCACGGCGGGCCGACGCUCGCCUUCACGCUGCUGCGCGCGACGGGCGGCGCGGUGGGGCACGUCGAGCUCGCGCGCCUCGCCGCGCUGAACGGCGUGCACCUGCGCGCGGGCGCGCUGUGCAACCUCGGCGCGGUCGCGGGCGCGCUGGGGCUCUCGGACGCGGAGAUCGCGGGGAACGCGCGGGCUGGGGGGGUUUGCUGGGACGAGGAGGAGUUUGGUGGGGGCGCCGGUGAGGAGGGCGAGGGCGAGGGGGACGGGGCGGGGGGGAAGAAGCCGACGGGGAUCGUGAGGGUUAGUUUUGGGGCGUCGAGUACGGUUGAGGACGUGCAGCGGUGGGUGCGCUUUUUGAGGAGGUUCUGGACUGUUGGGCCGGAGGCGCUGCAGCAGCAGCAGCCAUCUCUCGCCGAGCCGGGAGAGGCGGAGGGCACAGGUGACACCGAGACGGACACGGACACCGGCGCGUCAGGCAUGGUCCUCGGCGACCUAGUCGUAUACCCAAUCAAGUCCUGCGGCGGCAUCUCGAUCCCGCGCGGCACGCGCUGGCCCGUCGAGCCCCACGGGCUGCAGUACGACCGCGAGUGGAUGCUCGUCGACCCCGCGACGGGCCGCGCGCUCUCGCAGAAGCGCCACCCGCGCAUGUGCCUCGUGCGCCCCGCCGUCGACCGCGCGCGCGGCGUGCUGCGCGUGCGCGCGGGCGCCGCGCCCGACGCGGAGGAGGUGUGCGUGCCGCUCGCGGCGCCGACGGAGCAGGAGCAGCGGGAGCGAGGGAAGGAGGCAACGCAGGGGGCGGAGCGCGGGUCGGUGGGCAGGGUCUGCGCGGACGUCGUGCGGCCGCUGCGCUAUCCCGACUCGGACGCCGACCGCCUCCUCACCGCGUUCCUCGGCAUCCCCUGCGCGCUCGCGCGCCUCCCGCCGUCUCCCCCGGCGUCGCACGCGCACGCGCACACCGGGGCAGGGGCAGGGGCAGGGGCAGGGCGGCACGCGCAUUUCCCGGGCCAGGCGGGCGCGGCGGGCGUGAUGGGCGCGACGCCGGUGCCGAUCCUGCUGUCGAACGAGAGCCCGUUUUUGCUGCUCAACGAGGCGAGCGUGGACGCCGUCAACGCGUGGCUCGCGGAGGGUGCAGGCUCGCACGCCGACGCCGACGCCGACGCCGAUGGGCCGACGACGAUCAAGACGUCGUGCUUCCGCGGGAACCUCAUCCUCCGUCCGCGCGCCACGCGCGCCCCGCCUACGCCAUCCGCCCCUCCCCCCUCGGGCCCCCCGCGCGCCCCGCGCGCCCUUCCCGCACUCGCGUUCGCCGAGGACGCGUUCGACCUCGUGCGCGUCGGCACGCAGGUGUUCCAGGCGCUCGCGCCGUGCCGGCGCUGCCAGAUGGUGUGCGUCGACCAGGACACGGGCGCGCGCGCGCGCGAGCCGUACAACGUGCUGAGCGUGCGCCGGCGCGACGCGCGCGGGCGCCUCUUGUUCGGGGUGCACGUGAUGCACCGCCGCGAUCUGAGCGCGGCGCCGUAUGAGGUGGGCGCGGGCGAGCGGGUGGUGGUGAUGUGA
This is a messenger RNA of Heterobasidion irregulare TC 32-1, 3132 nucleotides long. RefSeq lists its product as uncharacterized. NCBI's taxonomy places the organism in Eukaryota, Fungi, Basidiomycota, Agaricomycetes, Russulales, Bondarzewiaceae. Gene Ontology annotation, molecular function: catalytic activity; molybdenum ion binding; pyridoxal phosphate binding. The record is from RefSeq and is a predicted model, not a curated record. Bases 1 to 3132 code for a protein of 1043 amino acids. The transcript is spliced from 4 exons.